GGAGCAAACCUUCUACACCAGAGUGUGGUGUUCGAGUUGUAUUAGGCGACAACAAACCUUCUAACGGACGUAGAGGCUUCUCCUUAACCAAGGUUUCAGAGACGAGAACAGCUAUGGCUGUCACCAGCUUGGCUCCUCCAUGGAUCAUCUUGAGACAAGCUUUCCGGUCAGCGGCAGCUUCUUCUUAUCUCCGCACAAAUCACAUAAACCUAAUAACAAAUCUCUCCAUUCCCGCUUCGUUGCCUCUCCGACACUCAGCUUUGAGAAGAUGUCACGUUGCAGAAGCAAUAAAGGGAGAUGUAGAUUUUCUCCUCAAAGGAGUUGCAGACCAAGCUGUUGCUAAAGAAGUUAAGCAAAUUCUUGAAAUGGCGAGACGUGCAGCUUCAAGAAGAGAACUUCUGCACACAGAUUUUCUCACACCACCUAUUGUUAAAGAAUCAGUUUCACUAUUGGGGAAAUUUGCUGAUGUUAAGAUAGUUGCUCAAGGAGGUUACCCUGAGGCUGAAAGGUGUAGGAUCUCGAUUGGACAUCCUGAUGUCUUAAUCAAUGAUCCAGAUAUAGUUGCAGCUUUAAGUAUCACAGGAGGUUUCAAUUUUCAACCUUGUUCUCACGGUGACUUCCUUGGCGCGAUUCUUGGCACGGGAAUUUCCAGGGAGAAACUUGGGGACAUCUUAAUUCAGGGAGAAAAGGGAGCUCAGGUCCUGAUAGUUCCUGAACUAGUUGACUUUGUUGUUUCUGCUCUCGACAAGGUUGGAAAUGUUGGUGUAACUUGUACGAAGAUACCUUUGCUUGCUCUUGAAUAUGAACCUCCUAGGACUAAUUCCUUUAAAACCGUGGAAGCCUCGUUGAGAAUUGAUGCAGUAGCUAGUGCUGGUUUCAAGAUUUCGCGGUCAAAGCUAGUUGAUCUGAUUAGUAAUAAGGACGUUCGGGUUAAUUGGGCAACAGUAACUAAGAACGGAACAAUAGUGAAGACCGGUGAUAUUGUCUCCGUAAGCGGAAAAGGGAGACUCAAGAUUGGAGAGAUCAAUGAAACGAAGAAGGGGAAAUUUUCAGUUGAAAUCAUCAGAUAUCUUUAGAAAGAAGCUGCAAGAAGUUUAAAGGAUCUUUCAUUUUCUCUUCUCAUAAUUUACAUUUUUUGUUUCUUUGUUCUCUCAUUUCUUCGUUUGUUUACAUUUUGUAUAAUCAUAGCAAAAUAAGAUGAAUUGCUUAAUUUCGAUUUUCUCA
Messenger RNA from Capsella rubella, 1224 nucleotides. Its product is annotated as putative RNA-binding protein YlmH. Lineage: Eukaryota; Viridiplantae; Streptophyta; Magnoliopsida; Brassicales; Brassicaceae. The transcript has 10 exons. Bases 114 to 1076 code for a protein of 320 amino acids. The record is from RefSeq and is a predicted model, not a curated record. Gene Ontology annotation, molecular function: RNA binding.